AUGGCGGAUGCGAAGAUCGCGGCGCCAGCCAUCAAUGCUUGCGCAAAGUCCGGCGAGUGGGAAGCAGCCCUUUGCCUGCUGCGUUCCACGACGAAGUCGGACCAACUUCUGUACAGAGCGGCCAUCACCGCCUGUGGAAAGGGGCUCCGCUGGGACUUAUCUUUGGCGCUGUUGGCUGAAAGUGGACCGCACGUUGACGUUUUCACGUACGGGGCGGCCAUCAGCGCUUGUGAGAGGGGAUUCGAAUGGCAACGCGCUGUUGCCCUGGUUAGGAAGAUGAUGUCGGACCAUCUCCGGCUAGACUGCGUUCACUACAAUGCAGUGAUUCUGGCGCUGGAUCGAACAUUCCAAUGGGAACUGGCCGUGGCGUGGUGCCUCUCUGCUUUGGCUGAUAGAUCUGCAGACGAGGGCACGCUGCUGGGAGCCCUGGGAGCCCUGGCCACCGCCGGGCAGUGGGAGCGGAGUUUGCAGCUGAUGGCGCUCCCUGUGCCAGACCACUUGAAGUGGCCAAGUGUGGAAGCCUACGGGAAGACGCUGAUGGCAGCUUACAGAAGUGAGCACGUCGAGGUGUGGCAGGCCUGCGUGCAGAUGCUGACCGAAAUGCCGCAGCGUUUGCUUCACCCCGGACCUUCCGAGCUUGCCUGUGCCGCACGGAUUUGCGGAAGAGGCUGCAAGUGGCUCGAGGCUUUGACGUUACAGCGAGCAGCCAGCAGCGUAGCUGGUCACUCACCGCGGGCGGAGGUUGGUGGUCGAGAAACAGAAGGCGCUUACACGUACGCCUAUGAGGCUGCCAGCAGCUCUAUUCCGGCUCUAGUCACUGGUAUGCUGCUUCCAACAUGA
This is a messenger RNA of Symbiodinium pilosum, 840 nucleotides long. Lineage: Eukaryota; Dinophyceae; Suessiales; Symbiodiniaceae. The record is from the annotation of a GenBank genome assembly.